Molecule: messenger RNA, 1218 nt
Organism: Condylura cristata (star-nosed mole)
Lineage: Eukaryota; Metazoa; Chordata; Mammalia; Eulipotyphla; Talpidae
Gene: TBX10
Product: T-box 10
Exons: 8
Coding region: 1-1218 (405 amino acids)
Biological process (GO): cell fate specification; positive regulation of DNA-templated transcription; regulation of transcription by RNA polymerase II
Cellular component (GO): nucleus
Molecular function (GO): RNA polymerase II cis-regulatory region sequence-specific DNA binding; DNA-binding transcription factor activity, RNA polymerase II-specific
Source: RefSeq, a predicted model, not a curated record
AUGCCCCAAGAAGCCCGAGCCUGCCCCUUGGGACUGGGCGCUGUGGAUCGGGGUGUUGCUUCCCCGGGCUUCCUCUGCGCCGGCCCCGGGGCGCUUGCCCCCUCAGAGACCUAUGCCCUGCUGCACGCCAGCUCCAGCUGGGAGCCCCGCCUGGACUCAUCCUGCCCGUCCGGCGCUGCUGCCGGCUCCCCAGGGCCACGGGCCGUGGCCGAGCCCCCUGGGCAGGGCCCCAAGAACCCAUGCGUGUCCGGCGUGACAGUCCAGCUGGAGAUGAAGGCCCUGUGGGAGGAAUUCAACCAGCUGGGCACGGAGAUGAUCGUCACCAAGGCGGGCCGGAGGAUGUUCCCCAACUUCCAGGUGAAGAUCCUGGGCAUGGACACGCUGGCCGACUAUGCCCUGCUCAUGGACUUCGUGCCCCUGGACAACAAGAGAUACAGGUACGCCUUCCACAGCUCGGCCUGGCUGGUGGCCGGCAAGGCAGACCCGGCCCCGCCCGGCCGCGUGCACUUCCACCCCGACUCGCCCGCCAAGGGCGCCCAGUGGAUGCGCCAGAUCGUGUCCUUCGACAAGCUCAAGCUGACCAACAACCUGCUAGACGACAAUGGCCACAUCAUCCUCAGCUCCAUGCACCGCUACCAGCCCCGCUUCCACGUGGUCUUCGUGGACCCGCGCAAGGACAGCGAGCGCUACGCCCAGGAGAACUUCAAGUCCUUCGUCUUCACGGAGACCCAGUUCACGGCCGUGACCGCGUACCAGAACCACCGGAUCACCCAGCUGAAAAUCGCCAGCAACCCUUUUGCUAAGGGUUUUAGGGAGAGCGACCCGGAUGCCUGGGCUGUGUCCCCGCGGCCGCUGCUCAGCAUCCCUGCCCGGAGUCGCAGCAGCCUCAGGACAGGUCUGCUGAAGGGCCCCCCGGAGCAGAACAAAGACCCCAACCAAGCUCCAGGUUCCACCUCCAGGACCCCUCUCCGGCUCCACCAUCAGCUGCUGGUACCCUCUGAGGCUCUGCUGGCUCCUGUCACCUGCCGGCCCCUCACCUACCAGGGCCUGUACCCCGGAACCACAAGCCCCCUCAGGGUCCCAAGGGCCCGACCAACACCUUACCCCCUUCCCAGUAUUCAGGCUGAUGGGGACCAGGGGGGCCUCGCCCUCCCCACCGGACUGAGUCUCCUGUCCCCCACCACUGUGUGCCGGGGGCCCAGCCAGGGGCCUCAGUGA